Molecule: messenger RNA, 3039 nt
Organism: Scomber japonicus (chub mackerel)
Lineage: Eukaryota; Metazoa; Chordata; Actinopteri; Scombriformes; Scombridae
Gene: cnksr2a
Product: connector enhancer of kinase suppressor of Ras 2a
Exons: 24
Coding region: 1-3039 (1012 amino acids)
Biological process (GO): regulation of signal transduction
Cellular component (GO): cytoplasm; membrane
Molecular function (GO): protein binding
Source: RefSeq, a predicted model, not a curated record
AUGGCGCUGGUGAUGGAGCCGGUGAGCAAAUGGAGCACAAGCCAGGUGGUGGACUGGAUGAAAGGUCUGGACGACUGCUUGCAGCAGUAUGUAUGUGUGUUUGAGCGCGGAGGUGUGUGUGGAGAACGGCUGCUGAGGAUUAGCCACGCUGAGCUGGAGGAGCUGGGAGUUUCUCGCAUCGGACACCAAGAGCUCAUACUGGAGGCAGUCGACUUACUCUGUGCUCUGAACUCAGGUCUGGAGACGGAGAGCGUGAGGACUCUGGCUCACAAACUCGGCGCCUCAGCCAAAAAUCUGCAGAAUUUCAUUUCCGGCCGGCGCCGCAGCAGCCAAUCAGAGAGCAGAAGCUCGCGGCGGCUCCCCAAUGAUCUGCUUACCUCCGUGGUCGACCUCAUCACCGCCGCCAAGAGCCUGCUAGCCUGGCUGGACAGGUCUCCCUUUGCUGCUGUGGCAGACUACUCAGUAACCCGAAAUAAUGUCAUUCAACUCUGCCUGGAGCUCACCACUAUUGUACAGCAGGACUGUACGGUGUUUGAGACGGAGAACAAAAUCCUUCAUGUGUGCAAGACUCUGUCGGAGGUGUGUGAGCACAUUGUGUGUGUGUCAUCAGACCCACUGGUUUCUCAAUCAGCCCACCUCGAGCUGGUUCACCUCACCAACAUCAAAACCUCUGAAGGACUGGGAAUGUACAUAAAGUCAACCUAUGAUGGCCUCCAUGUGAUCACUGGAACUACUGAAGGGUCUCCAGCUGACCGCUGUAAGAAGAUCCAUGCGGGAGAUGAAGUCAUUCAAGUUAAUCACCAGACUGUGGUGGGAUGGCAGUUACGUAACCUGGUCGGUUCGCUGAGGGCCGAUAAAGGCGUCGUGUCCCUGACCCUGAAGAAGCGUCCGCAGAGCACGCUCAGCUCCGCCCCGGCGCUGCUGAAGAACAUGCGCUGGAAACCCCUGGCUCUGCAGCCAACCAGAAGCCCAGGCAGCAGUUCGGCUACACCUUCAGGCACACCCACCAAGAGCUCCGCCCUACAGGACCUUUACAUCCCUCCUCCGCCCGCUGAGCCAUACACACCCAGAGACGAGACAGGAACCUUGUCUGGGGAUGAAGCAUCUCGUAACCAUGGUGGCGUCAAUGUUGCCAAGCGCUCUGAGUCACCAAAUUCCUUCCUGGAUCAAGAGUCUCACCGACGAGAUGAGGAGGAGCCUGUUUACUGCACCACGCCUACAUAUGGCAGGCUGAGGCCCAUCUCAAUGCCUGUGGACUGUAACUGGGUGGGCGACUAUGAGGACCCAGCCAAGCUGAACAGAGAAAGCCGCAGAGAAGCAUCACUUAUGCGUUAUGUCGGACUGAGCAGCGGGGAAGAGAGGACCAGCUCUGAAGAUUACUCCUCGCACACAGCUCGUCCAGGCAAACGGUCCAAUGACACGGCCAAACGUGCUAAAAGGCGGAGCCACCACAGCCAAAGCCCCUCCCACUACGUCCUCCAGGCAAAUCAGAGAGAUUCUCCACCGAGAGACCCAGCCUCCAUUUAUCACACAUACCAGCAGUCCUCCUCUCUGCAGUCAAAGAACAGGAAGAAGAAUAAAGGACGCAGUUUGGCCUCCCUGAGUCGGAGGCGUGUUUCCUGCAAGGCCCUGGGCAGAGGAGACUGUGAGGGCUGGUUGUGGAGAAAGAGAGAUGCCAAGGGUUACUUUUCUCAGAAGUGGAAGAAGUAUUGGUUUGUUCUGAAAGACAAUUGCCUCUACUGGUACAUUAACGAGGAGGAUGAGAAGGCAGAGGGCUUUGUCAGUCUUCCAGAGUUUAAGAUCGACCGGGCCAGUGAAUGUCGCAAGAAGUAUGCUUUCAAAGCGUGUCACCCCAAGGUCAAGAGUUUCUACUUUGCAGCAGAUGGAGUGGAUGACAUGAACAGAUGGCUGAGUCGUCUCAACAUGGCAGCUGUGGGCUACGCCGAACGAGAGAGGAUACGCCAGGAGCAGGAUUACUGGAGUGAGAGCGAACACGAGGAUGACGCCACCUCCAGCCCCAAACAGGACAGUCCCCCACCUCCAUAUGAUACCUACCCACGGCCUCCAUCAAUGAGCGCCUACUUGGAAGGCAGGACCACUCGAUUGUCCUCCACGGAGACAUCUCGUUCUCGCUCUUCCCAGGAAGACUUCCUCUGUGGAGAGCCCCCCACAGCAGCAGAGCCACAGUAUCACCCUGGUCCUCUAGGGGGAGGCACCACACACAGUGGCAGGAAGCCCGGGGGCAGCAACAGCAGUGAUGUGCAGUAUCGGUGUGAUACUGUAGAGUACCGUUCCAGUCCGGCAGGGGGCAGCAGUGAGACAGGGUCCCCGGGCCGCUCUUCCUCAUCGCAGAGACGUUCCUGGCAGGACUUGAUUGAAACUCCACUGACCGAGGCUGGACUGCACUACUUACAAACAGGACCAUUAGAGGACGCCGUCUUUGCCGAGCCUGGUCCCGGUGGUGGGACUAUGAUGGCCGGAGCUGUUUACACCCUUCCUGCGCAGAGAAAUGUCCCGUUGCCCGUGGCGAUGCAGAGGCUCAUUCCUAUGGCAACCCAGGGAGGGAAACCCCGCAGCUUCACACUGCCACGAGACAGCAACCUACACACACUCCUCAUACCCCCUGCAAAAGAAGAACAGCAAACACACAACGGCGGCAGUGAGGGGGCAUCCCUGGGCGACCUGUUUCGUGCGUGCGAGCAGGGGGGAGUGUGUCCUCUAGGACGCGCGUCGGAGGCCAGAGGUCAGUCAGAGUUCAGGCAGUCCUUCCUCAGACGGGCAGCCGACCCUCAGCUCAACGAGCGUCUGCACCGCCUCCGCAUACUGAGCUCCACACUGAAGGACAGGGAGGGGGAGCUAGCGCUGAUUGACAGGCUGUUGGCCAAUCCCCAGCUGUCCUCGGCAGAGUUCCAGGAGUGGAAGAGAGCCUAUCAGGAGCUGUUCUCUCAGGAGCCAAAUACGACCGCUGAAUCAGACCCCGGCCCGCCCCUGACCCCCUCGCUCUCUCACACACACUCCUACAUCGAGACCCAUGUCUGA